Messenger RNA from Hibiscus syriacus, 375 nucleotides. RefSeq lists its product as uncharacterized. NCBI's taxonomy places the organism in Eukaryota, Viridiplantae, Streptophyta, Magnoliopsida, Malvales, Malvaceae. The transcript has a single exon. The coding region runs from base 1 to 375 and encodes 124 amino acids. The record is from RefSeq and is a predicted model, not a curated record.
AUGUCUACACCCUUAGAGCAGCUGCAGCCACCACCUACAGGAGCGAGCCAACAAGCCGACACGGCCAAUACGAGCCACGGGUCCGUCGGACCCGUCAUAGCCGUACUGGCAGUGAUCACUAUCCUCGGAGUCAUAGCUGGCAUGAUAGGUCGAUUAUGUUCGGGUAGACCCAUCAUGGGCCAUGUUCACUACGAUUUUGAAGGUUGGGUCGAGAGGAAAUGCUCUUCUUGCAUCAACGGCUCGAUGGAACCGCCUCCGCCGCGGCCUGCGACGGUGCCUGCGGAGGAGACACACCAAGAGAUCAAAGAAGAAGAAGAGCAUGGAGAAGCUCAAGUUGAAGGACAAAGGCAACAGGGAAGUAGCAGUAAUUCUUGA